AUGCUGACGGUGGCGCGCGCGUGUCGACGGCGCGCCGCGCGCGCGGUCCGGCGCGGCGUCGCGGACGCGCGCGCGACGCGCGGGGCGUCGACGACGACGGAUCGCGCGUGGGACACAUCUUCAUCAUCUGCGUCGGCGUCGGCGCGGACGUCGACGGCGCGGACGACGAGGCGCGGACGGGCGACGGAGCGCCUGGCGUUCCGCGCGGAGACGAAACGAUUGCUGGACAUCGUGACGAACUCGCUGUACGAGGACAAGGAGGUGUAUCUGCGAGAGCUGGUGUCGAACGCGAGCGACGCGCUGGAGAAGGCGCGACACGCGGCGCUGACGGAGACGCCGAACGAGGAGGAACUCGCGAUAAAGAUCGCGACGGAUGAGGGCGAGGGGAAGGUGCUGGUGGUGUCGGAUAACGGGGUCGGGAUGACGCGGGAGGAGCUGAUGGAGAAUUUGGGGACGAUCGCGCGGAGCGGGAGCAAGGCGUUUUUGGAGGGGUUGGACGCGGACGCGGACGCGGCGUCGAACAUCAUCGGGAAAUUCGGCGUGGGGUUCUACGCGAGUUUCAUGGUGAGCGAUAAGGUGGAGGUGAUCUCGAACGCGGGCGCGCGAGGGGAUGGGAAGGCGUGGAAGUGGAGCUCGACCGGGGAUGGAGAGUUUACGAUUGAGGAGGCGACGGAGAGCGACGAGGCGCCGACGCGGGGGACGAAAAUCGUGAUGCACAUCAAAAGCGACGAUAAACACUUGACGUCCAAGUGGGGGGUGGAGACGGUGCUGAAAAAGUACAGCUCGUUCGUCGCGUUCCCGGUGCUGUUGAAUGGGCACAAGAUGAACGACGUCGGGGCGCUUUGGAUGAAGGAUGAAAAGGACAUAACCGACGACGAUUCCAUCGCGUUUUACCGCUUUGUGAGCGGCGCGAGCGACAUGCCGCCGUUUCGCAUGUCGUUCAAAGCCGAUGCGCCCAUGACGAUUCGAAGCUUGCUGUACUUUCCCGAAGAAAAUCCCGAACGCGUCGCCGGAUUCGGCGGGCAGACGAAUUCGGGCGUGUCGCUGUACGCCAGGCGCGUGAUGAUUCAAGAGAAGACGGAAAAAUUGCUCCCGGCGUUUUUGCGCUUUGUGCGCGGCGUGGUCGAUUGCGAAGACAUCCCGCUGAACAUCUCGCGCGAGUCGCUUCAAGAUUCCAUGCUCGUCAUGCGGCUCGGCCAAAUAAUCACAAAGCGCGUGCUCAAGUUUUUGGAUGAAAAGGCGAAGAAGGAGCCGGAAAAGUACAACAAAUGGUUCGCCAAUCUCGGCUUCUUCUUGAAGGAGGGCGUGUGCUCGGAGUACGCGUACAAACUCGAACUCGCAGAGCUGUUGCGUUACGAAUCGAGCUCGACGGAGACUGGAAAAUUGACGUCUUUCCGCGAGUACGCCGCGCGCAUGCCCGAGGGACAAGACAAAGUGUAUUACAUCGUCGCGCCGUCGCGGCUGCAAGCCGAAGCGUCGCCGUAUUUGGAAGCGGCGAAGUCGCGGGGCUACGAAGUUUUGUUCUUGUACGCUCACAUCGAUGAGUUCGUGAUGCAGCACUUAAUGAGCGUCGCGGGCAAGCAAUUGGUGAGCGUUGAAGCCGCAAAUCUCGACGUCGACGGCGAAAAAGCCGACGGUGAAGAGUCAAAAUCAAACGACGCCGCGGCGUUGGACGACGCCGCGGGCGCGGAACUUUGUAAGUGGUUCAGCGACGACGCUCUCGCGGGAAAGCUCAAGGAGGUGAAGCUGAGUAACAGAUUGGUGAGCUCUCCCGCGCUCAUCUCCGGACACGAGCCCGAAGCCAUGAGACGGUACCGCAUGGUUCAAACCAUGGCGAGCGACGCGGCGGCGAGUAAAAAGCUCGCCGAGAUGUCCAACGACUUCUCCAUGAUGACGCUCGAGUUGAAUCCGAAACACGAAAUGAUCAAAAGGAUCAACGCCGCGCGCACGAGCGAAGACGCCGGCACGCGAAGAUUAGCCGCGCUGGUCGCCGAACAAAUAUUUGACAACGCGCGCGUCGCCGCGGGAUCUUUAGACGAUCCUCGAGCGAUGCUCGGUCGUCUGAACGAAAUUCUCGAAAAGACGCUUCCGGCGAAGGAGUAG
This is a messenger RNA of Ostreococcus lucimarinus CCE9901, 2103 nucleotides long. RefSeq names its product TRAP1, Heat Shock Protein 90 (gene HSP90D). Gene Ontology annotation, biological process: protein folding. Gene Ontology annotation, cellular component: mitochondrial inner membrane. The coding region runs from base 1 to 2103 and encodes 700 amino acids. Lineage: Eukaryota; Viridiplantae; Chlorophyta; Mamiellophyceae; Mamiellales; Bathycoccaceae. The transcript has a single exon. Gene Ontology annotation, molecular function: ATP-dependent protein folding chaperone; ATP binding; protein kinase binding. The record is from RefSeq and is a predicted model, not a curated record.